Cyprinus carpio (common carp) is the source of this 441-nucleotide messenger RNA. Its product is annotated as ribonuclease Y-like. Bases 28 to 414 code for a protein of 128 amino acids. The record is from RefSeq and is a predicted model, not a curated record. The transcript has 2 exons. NCBI's taxonomy places the organism in Eukaryota, Metazoa, Chordata, Actinopteri, Cypriniformes, Cyprinidae.
CAGCUGGAGACACUGAGACAGGAGCACAUGAGACAAGAGGAGAUGUUGGAGAAGAAAGAGCAGUUGAGGAUUUCAGAGUUGAAUGAAAAAUCCAAAUGUCUUGAAGAAACAAAAUCUCUUCUAGAAGAAAGAGAUGGAAAGAUUAAAGAUCUGGAGAAAGAGAAAGAAAGACUUGAUGAAGAACUUCAAGACAAAGAUAGACGUCUUAAGGACAUAAAUGCUAAACUGAUGCAAACCGUCAAAGAGGUUGAAAAGAAACAAAAUCAGCUUCAGGGGAAACACACACAACUGGAGAAUAUACACAAAAUGUUGAGUGAGAAAAUGAAACACCCAGAAAACAAAGUGAAAGAACUGGAAGCCAGUAAAUGUCAAUCAAAAGAAAAGGAAACUGAAAGCACAAAUCUGGAGAAAUAACAGCUAAAGUGUUUGGAACAGAUUUUU